Molecule: messenger RNA, 4290 nt
Organism: Rhizoctonia solani
Lineage: Eukaryota; Fungi; Basidiomycota; Agaricomycetes; Cantharellales; Ceratobasidiaceae
Product: transport protein
Exons: 28
Coding region: 1-4290 (1429 amino acids)
Biological process (GO): phosphate ion transport; polyphosphate metabolic process; monoatomic anion transmembrane transport
Cellular component (GO): membrane
Molecular function (GO): phosphate transmembrane transporter activity; DNA binding
Source: RefSeq, a predicted model, not a curated record
AUGUCUCCGGCGAUUCCCGCGCCUCCACCUCCUCGCAGCGGUCCGCCAUCGGCCAUGGCACCUGAAUCAUCUAAUUUUCAAGCUCAACGGUAUCAACCGUAUUCAACGCUACAGCAUCGUAUAACAAAAGGGAGAUAUAUUACUAGCAACGAUCCUCGAGGCUAUGUUACUAAAUGGAUGUGUCUAAUAGGUCAAUGGAUCAUGAUGGACGUCGAUGACGGCUAUGUCCUAUGGACUGGUAUUUGGAAGGCUUUGGGGAACACUAAAGCGGACAUAGUUAAGAUGCUUGAAUCCCAACCAGACCUUGCCCCCCAGCUUAGAAGGGUUCGAGGUGGCUACUUGAAAAUCCAAGGCACUUGGAUGCCCUUCGAGGUUGCACUCAAGUUGGCCCGCCGCGUUGCCUGGCCGAUCCGCGAGGAUCUGGUUCCACUGUUUGGACCAACCUUCCCAUCGACGUGUUUGUCACCAGACCAACCGGGUUACGGUCAGGUUGUCGCUACCUCGGGCAAGCGCAAGAGCCGGAGGACUGUGCAACCGCCUGCAUUGCCUAUCCACAACCCACCAAACCCUCCUCGUUCGUUGGCAUACCAUCCUGAGCCCCAGUGGUAUGGCUAUCCAAGCCAUGGAAAUUACCGUCCAGCGUCCUCACCGUCUUGCCCUCCAUCUACUUAUGAUCGGUACCAUCAGGAAGCACCGCAUUAUCCUCAUGUGUAUUCCGAGAGGCCUAAGUCCAGCUACAAGGAAGGUGGUGGCUCUCCCAUCCGUGAUAGGCACGCACAGCAUUCUCGGUACUCGCCAUACCCUUCGGCUCAUCCACCUCCUCGGCGUGAUUAUGCCGGAUCUCGCGAGGCAUAUGGAUCCCGGUCACAAGCAGCUGAAUAUGAAUAUCUACCGUCCAAUCAUACACUGCAAAGUCGCUCUUCGGACUCCAAUCUCCGGCGCGCGCACGACCCUCAUGAGCGUCUGACACUACCACCGAUUUCAGCACUCGCUCCGAACCUUCCUUCCCCUCGAGGCGCAUUCACUCUACCUCCACUGGUGGCACCGUCAGUGAGCACAACACGGGCCAGUGGAUCUUCUGAUAUCCCAGUCCUUGGGCGUAUGCGCAUGAGUUCGACUGAUGAUUCGGAUGAUGCGCCUCGGCCACCUCCUGAGGCGUACUUCCAGCAGAGGCGCUCAUCUUCGGCGCCUCCAUUGCACCUUGGACCUAGCCGGUACCAACCGCCGGGGCUCACGACCCGACAACACCGGUCAGAUAAUUUCGCAUGGUCAUCCGUCCGCGGCGGACCUGCGACUUCCCCUCCUCCUUCAGCUUCUAAUUCCACACAUGGAGACCUGUCGACGAAUGAACAUUCGCCGGUCUCUCCUCGAACACCCUACGGCUCGGCCUGGGAGUCGCGCAUAAACGGACACCCUGUCUCUGGCACUUCUUCUCGUCGCUUCAGUGAACACUAUGGUGGUCCUUCCCGCGAUCCCUCGAGAUCACCCGAGAUCGCUUCUCGUGACCCCGACGAAGGGCGCAGGUCCCCACCUGACCUGCCCAGCAGCCAAGCUAACCCAGCAAGAGUUGGUGGCUGUGCAGUUAUGAAAUACCAUAUGUUAAUUCCUGAGUUGACACCUAUGGACACAAUCGAGCUCCAACCACUGCCGUCUUCCAGACCUUUUGCGGACGACGACUGGCCACAACAUCGCCACGCUAUGAAGUUUAGCAACUCUCUCAAAUUCAAUGCAAAUGCAGAGUGGUGGGAAGAAUACAUUGCGUAUUCUGCUCUUAAGAAACAAAUAUAUACUCUCGAAUCCGAGCUUCCUGUUCCAGGCCAAUCUCAGGACGCUGAACGCGGAGAACGAGCCGCUCUUCUGGGUGGCGAGCACCAUCGCCAGGCUGCCAACGCCAUUUUCCAGCCGCUUCUUGAUGCUGAGCUAGCCAAGAUCAAUACCUUUUAUGAUAUCCAAGAGAAGGAGCUGCUGUACGAUGUCGCAGAGCUAGAGCAGCUUGUUGUCAGAACUGAAGAAGAAGGCAUUAACAAUGGACAUGGUGGUAUUGAUUCUGACGACGGUAGUGAUGAAGAUGAAGACGAAGACGAGACCCGGAGUAACGGAGGUAUCCCUUCAGUCGAGAGGCAUCGCUCAGGCUCUCAAAGUCAUGCACUGAGCAAUAGUCGCACAUUAAGCAAUUCUGUAGUCGAUGAGCCAAUAUCCGCAACCCGUCCAGAUCCAACUCCUUUGACUCAUUCAGUCCUCCGGGGCGGGAACGCAGACCUCGAAGCUAGUAUAGCGUCCUUACGGGGACCAGGUUCAGACAGUGGGGUAUCGCCUCAUUCGCAGAACCAACGCCGAAGAGCGACUAGUUUAUCUACUCUGCAUCCAAAAACACCACUUGCCACCCUGAUUCGGCUCGUGAAGCCCGGAAAUGCUUCUAACGCACCAAUUGUUGGAGAAACUAUCUGGCAAAUGCGCUCCCCGGCAGCAAUAGACCUACAAAUGCUCUUCAAGCGCCGAAUCACAACUCUAUACAUAUCUUUGACAUCUCUCAAAUCUUAUGUGGAGCUCAAUUAUACCGGAUUUAGAAAGAUACUCAAAAAGUACGAUAAAAUAACUUACAACGAGCUCAAGGACCAUUACAUGCACAACAUCGUCGAGAAAGCUGCUCCGUUUACUCAACAAUGCAAAGAUCGCUUGAGAAAUGCCAUUAGCCGAACGAUCAGUCUAUACGCGAAAUGUGUUACUCGAGGGGAUAUCUCUGCUGCUCUACGGCAAUUGCGUGUGCACCAACGGGAGCACAUCGUCUGGGAGCGAGACACGGUUUGGCGCCAGAUGAUCGGUAGGGAGCGUCGAGGCGAAGGGGCCGAUGGUCGGGUCAAAGCACUCGGACUUGGACAUGUUGAUUCCCAGGCAGAACCCCUGCUAACAGCGUUUGGCCUGAAACUUACCAAAAGAAAGCUCGUACUGUUGCUGGCAAUUCUUUUAUUCGUCGUACUCUUGAACGUACAUAUGGUUGAGGGAAAAGAGGCAAACAGAUGCCUUGCCAUUUUAAUAUUUGCUACGGUUUUAUGGGCUACUGAAGCAAUUCCACUGUUUAUUACAUCUAUGGGUGUUCCUCUUUUGGUAGUCUCCUUGCGCGUUAUUCGAGGACCGGCGCCUGAAAGUAGGCAAUUGAGUGCGGAAGAAGCGACCAAAUACAUUUUCUCUUACAUGUUCUCUCCAACAAUUAUGCUUUUAAUCGGAGGGUUUACAAUUUCAUCUGCUCUUUCCAAGACUAAUAUCGACCGAGUCCUCAUCACUCGUGUUCUUAGCAUUGCAGGUACAAGGCCCAGUGUCGUCUUGCUUUCUUUUAUGGCAGUGUCGUGCUUUGCGAGCAUGUGGAUCAGUAAUGUUGCUGCGCCGACACUGUGCUUCACCCUCAUCAAGCCCAUACUACGGACAUUACCUCAAGGAUCCUCUUUUGCACCGUGCCUCAUUUUGGCCAUCGCAUUAGCUGCCAAUAUCGGAGGUCAAAGCUCGCCUAUCUCGUCUCCUCAGAAUUUAAUCACACUCCAGUACAUGGACCCGCCGCUUGAUUGGCUUCAAUGGUUCGCAGUUGCAAUUCCCGUAUCGGCACUCACAAUCUUUGUGAUCUGGCUGCUGUUAUUGGUCUCGUACAAACCUGGCUAUGCUCCCGAUGGUACUGAGCUUAGAAUCAGGCCGAUUCGACCGACUAAAGAAAGCUUUACGCUCAAGCAAUACUGGGUUUCCAUUAUCGAUCAUAUCUUCGGUGACAUGGGAGUAAUUGCUAUAAUUCCCAUUGUCGCAUUCUUUUCGACCAACGUGCUCAAGAAGGAGGACUUCGAACAAUUCCUGUGGACAAUUGUCUUUUUGGCAAUGGGAGGCAUUGCUCUCGGGAAAGCCGUCGUUUCCAGUGGUCUUCUAGCCACUAUGGAUGACGGGAUUGUUUCUACUUUCAUCAGUCAUACCAUCGCCAGCGUUCUUCUAGUGCCGAUCGCUGCGGAGGUCGGGUCCAAUCUCCCAGACCCUCAUCCACGGCUUUUGGUUUUCAUCACUGGCCUGAUUUGCUCUGCUGGAAUGGGCAUGCCGGUCUCUGGAUUCCCUAAUCAGACCGCGGCUACUCAAGAGGAUGAGAUGGGCAAGGUCUACCUUUCCAAUACCGAUUUCCUAAAGAAUGGUGUCCCUGCCAGUGUCGUCGCCACGAUGAUUGUCGCUACCGUCGGUUACACCCUGAUGAGGGUGGUUCUCGGGUAUGCUGCAUUUCUUCGCGCUAUCCAAUCGAAAGGUAGUCUAACCAUAAUUUUGUAG